GCUCGCGGCUCCCGGCUGCGGCGCCCGGCGCGUGUGGGCCGGCUCGGGGCGUGCGCCGCUCAGGCGGGCUGGGCCGGCGGGCGGUUAGCGCUCCGUUCGACGCGGGGAGCGGCGGCACGCCGGGCGCUGCACGGCCUCGGCCGACCCGGGCGGCGGUGGCGGCCACGGCGGUCGGGCUCUCGGGUUCCCUGGCCCAGGCCGGAGCCAGUCGGUGCCCCGGCGGAGAGACCCGCAGCCGGGCUCCCCGGCCCCGGGCUCCCCCCGGCUGGGGCGGCCGGGGCAGGGGGACAAUGUCUGCCCGCGCCCCGGUGCCCGCCGCUCGCUCUCGGGGGGAGCUGUCCUCGGCGGCUGCUGAGAGGGAGUCGCUGUCGGCCGCGGCGAGCCGGCAGGCCGAGCAGCUGCCCCCGCCCGAACGGGAGGGCAAGGAGGCGGCGAGGGAGGAGAGGGCCGCGGCCGCCACCAGCGCGGGGGCGCGGGGAGAGCCGUCGCCGGCGCCGGUGCUCGGGCACAGCGUGCCCCAGGCGGCCGUGCCCGUGAGACCCCUGGCGCUGCACCUGGCGCACAAGACUCGCGGGCCGGGGGGCCCCUUCGGCGGAGAGCCGCCGCCACCGGCGUCGCGGGACCCGACGGCCAAGGACGCCCGGGAGGAGGAGGCGGCGGCCGGCCCUGAGGAGAAGCUGCGGCCGCCGCCGCCUAAGGAGAACCCCUGGACCAAAAAGCCUCCCCAGCACCUGUCCCCCGCCGGGACGGGGCCGCCCCCGCCCCCGCCGGAAAGCCUGGAGGCAGAGCUCAGUUCCCCAAAAAUUAUAAAAGCAGGAAAACUCAAGACAAAGAAAUCCAACAAGUGUCAGAGUGUCCUCAGCCAAGGAAAUAAGAAGCCACAAAAUAGAAAAGAAAGAGAAGACAAGGUUGAAAAGAGAAGUAACAGUGAGAGCAAAGAAGGCCAGGAAACAAAAUUAGAUGGUCCUGGUGAAAACGUCAGCGAGGAUGAGGCUCAGUCAAGUAAUCAACGAAAGAGAGCUAAUAAGCACAGGUGGGUACCACUCCACUUAGAUGAUGUAAGACCAGACAGUCAAGAAAGACCAGGAUCCCGGAACAGCUCAAGAUGUCAACUUGAAGCAAAUAAAUCAUCACAUAAUAAUAGGAGAAAUGAAACACGAAAUUGGAGGCGUGAUAGAGAAAAGAGAGAUGAUCAAGAUGAAGUUUCCAGUGUGAGAAGUGAGGGUUGUAAUAUUCGAGGUUCCUUUAGAGGCCGAGGAAGAGGCCGAGGACGGGGAAGAGGACGAGGCAGAGGAAAUCCUCGAGUGAACUUUGAUUAUUCAUAUGAUUAUCGAGCACAUGGUGAGAGGACUGAUCAACCAUUUCAAACAGAACUUAAUACGAGUAUGAUGUAUUACUAUGAUGAUGGUACAGGCGUACAGGUGUAUCCUGUGGAAGAAGCAUUGCUUAAAGAGUAUAUUAAGCGCCAAAUUGAAUAUUACUUCAGCAUAGAAAAUUUGGAACGGGACUUCUUUCUUAGGAGAAAGAUGGAUGAACAGGGUUUCUUGCCUAUUUCCCUGAUUGCUGGUUUCCACCGUGUUCAGGCUCUCACUACAAACCUGAAUCUCAUUUUAGAGGCAAUGAAAGAUAGCACAGAAGUGGAAAUUGUGGAUGAGAAAAUGAGAAAAAAAAUAGAACCAGAAAAAUGGCCAAUUCCAGGCCCUCCUCCACGUAGUGUGCCGCAGACAGACUUCUCACAGCUGAUUGAUUGCCCAGAGUUUGUACCAGGCCAAGCCUUCUGUUCACAGACAGAGUCUGCCCCAAAUUCUCCAAGAAUUGGAAGUCCACUGAACCCAAAGAAAAGUACUGACACAAGUAAUCUUCAAGCAAUGUCUAGAGGUUUGUCUACCAGUUUGCCUGACUUGGACUCAGAACCUUGGAUAGAAGUGAAAAAGAGACAUUGUCCAUCCUCAGUGAAAUUGAGGGAAUCAGCAUCUCUACAAGAAGAGACAGCAAAUCAACUGUAUCCUCCAGAUGAAGAAGAACAAGAAGAACUUGAUUUUUUGUUUGAUGAAGAGAUGGAACAAAUAGAAGGACGAAAAAACACAUUUACUGAUUGGUCUGAUAAUGAUUCAGAUUAUGAAAUUGAUGACCAGGAUUUAAACAAGAUUUUGAUUGUAACUCAGACACCACCUUACAUGAGAAAACAUCCUGGAGGAGAUCGAACAGGCAACCACAUGUCUCAGGCAAAAAUUACAUCUGAACUUGCUAAAGUUAUCAAUGAUGGCUUAUAUUAUUAUGAACAGGAUCUGUGGAUGGAAGAUGAAAACAAGCACACAGCCGUAAAGCAAGAAGUUGAGAACUUUAAGAAGCUAAAUCUCAUUAGUAAAGAGCAGUUUGAAAACCUAACACCUGAACUUCCUUUUGAGCCAAAUCAAGAAGUUCCUGUAGCACCUUCACAGUCCAGGCAAGCUUUUUAUUCCUCAGAUUUGACUGAUGAAUUGGCUCAGAAGCUGCUGCAUGUUUCAGAAAUAUCUUCAGCAACAGUGGCCCGUUCAUUGCCUGCAGCAGUUUCAGAAUCUCCUAGAAUUUAUCCUGCAGGGAUACCCAAAACACCUCGAACACCCAGGUUACAAGAUCCAAACAAAACACCAAGAUUUUAUCCUGUUGUUAAAGAAUCAAAAGUCAUUGAUGUAAAGAGUCCAAGAAAGAGAAAAACAAGACAUAGUACAAAUCCCCCUCUAGAGUGUCAUGUUGGUUGGGUAAUGGAUUCCAGAGAUCAUGGGCCAAGAACAUCCUCUGUCAGCAGUUCAAAUGCUUCGCCUUCAGAAGGUGCACCACUAGUAGGAAGUUACGGAUGUACUCCUCAGUCAUUCCCAAAAUUUCAGCACCCAUCUCGUGAACUUUUGAAGGAAAAUGGCUUUACCCAACAAGUGUACCACAAGUAUCGUCGAAGAUGCCUAAGUGAGAGGAAACGCUUGGGAAUUGGCCAGUCCCAAGAAAUGAAUACCCUCUUUCGUUUCUGGUCCUUUUUCCUCAGAGAUCACUUCAAUAAAAAAAUGUAUGAGGAAUUUAGACAACUUGCUUGGGAAGAUGCAAAAGAAAACUACAGGUAUGGAUUAGAAUGUCUGUUCAGGUUUUAUAGUUAUGGACUGGAAAAAAAAUUCAGACAAGAAAUUUUUAAGGAUUUCCAAGAAGAAACCAAAAAAGACUACGAAUCUGGUCAGCUGUAUGGAUUAGAAAAGUUUUGGGCUUAUCUAAAAUAUUCUCAAUCUAAGACACAGUUGAUUGACCCAAAACUUCAGGAAUACCUCUGUAGCUUUAAGAGGUUAGAAGACUUCCGUGUUGAUCCCCCGAUUAAUGAGGAAUUUGGAAGAAAAAGACAUUCAUCUACUUCUGGUGAGGAGAGUAGUCGUCACAGACUUCCAUCUAAUUCCUCUAGGAAGCCACCAAGUGCUGCUAGGCCUACAUCUGCCAGUCAGCUUCAGGUCCCAGGAAUCUCCCAGAAGGGACACUUCAUAGGAGGCCAGUGACAAUUCACACCAGAACAGUGCUGCCUUGGUCUCAACAAAUGGUGAAAUGCCUGAGAAAUAGACUCUUAUGAAAGUUGUUUGCCCUUGAAAUCAACAUUUACAUCAGUCUUUAUUUGGGAAAAAUCUUCUGAUGCUUAAUUGUGAUAAUCAGAAAAAAGAAAAAGGAAGAAAAGUGGUAGCAUUUUUUCUAGCAAGGUAAAUUCUAAAAACGUUUUCCCUGAUUUCAGGAACAAGGGUAGUUUUGGUGACCUUUUAUAGAGAUCCUGUAGUAAUGUAUUUUGGUCUCAGUAUUUCUUUUCCAAGCCAUUGUUUCCAAGAACAGCAUUCCUUAAACACAGAAACAACACAAGGAAUGCCUAACAUUUCAGCUCAUACUUCUUAAAGAAGAUAUAGUAUGUUGUAUUCAUCUCUUCUAUAGAGCUUUCUUAAAGAAUCCAAUUACCCUACUAUCAAUUCAUAUUUGAACUUAUCAAAAACGAAGAUUACGUAUAUAUUUUUUAAAUUUAGAAAAAGAAUAUGAAAUGAUACAUUUGCUUUUCUUUUAGAUGUAUAGUUUAGAGGAUUUUUUUUUUCACACCGAAGUAGAAAUAUAUUGCAGUUAUGUUGAAGUAUAUACACUUUUUAUGCUGAGUUUUGCUUUUUUCUCCCCUAGUCAUACCUCGUGAUUUCCAUAGUUAUUGUGUUGGUGGGGAGUAUUCUGAAUUGGUAUCAGCUGGUUACUUAUUAGGAGAGAUUUACUUUUUGUGACUAUAUAAACCUGCGCAAGUAAUUGAAAACUGGGUUGGGAUUGUUUGGAAUAUUGUCCUAAAUUAGUUAAAUCUUGCACUGUUUUGAAUGCAUUUGCUGUUUGUACAUCUGCAGGUAGCUAUGUCACAGUCAGAUUAUCUUCAAUUUAAAAAGAGUACUUAGUUUUUUCUUUUUGUUUCUUUUAGUUUUGUUUUAUGCUCGUAAGUGUUUUCGAGAGUUAUAGCAAAUUGAUUUCUAAUUUUUAUUGCUAUUGCAACUGAUGUAAAGGAUAGUUUCAGUUUUUGUGGGAAUUUAAAAAAUAAAGCACUUAUUCUAAAUUAUUUGAAUUUUUAAUUAUUUUUGUUUAAAUAUAGCUGGAAAGCUGUAAUAUUCAAAUUCUGCUAGUAGAGGACCAUUAUAUUUUGCGAAGGAAGUUUCAGUUAUAAACUUAAAUCCAUUUUUAUUUAGCACAUAUAUUUUCUUGUAUUGGCAGAAGCAGCUAAUUUAAUACACUAAAUUAAUUUAUUAUUUUCUUUUUGAUGUCUUGUUCUUUUAGAAUGACAACGUUGAGAUACAUAUAAUCUUCUUUGACUAAAUGGGCUAUUCAUCAGUAAAUAAGAGAUUUUCAUUAGGUUAUUUCCCAUGCAUAAAUGAUAAUCUGCAGUUUUAUAAUAUUUAAUAUUUGGGGGUCAUUUUGAUGUUUUAAUUUUAAGAAAUAGUCACAUUUGAAUAUUCAGAAAAUAAAUUUUACUUAGAAAGAGAUCAUCUAAAGAUAAUG
Molecule: messenger RNA, 5016 nt
Organism: Diceros bicornis minor
Lineage: Eukaryota; Metazoa; Chordata; Mammalia; Perissodactyla; Rhinocerotidae
Gene: LARP1B
Product: La ribonucleoprotein 1B
Exons: 18
Coding region: 291-3512 (1073 amino acids)
Biological process (GO): mRNA stabilization; positive regulation of translation
Cellular component (GO): cytoplasmic stress granule; cytosol
Molecular function (GO): RNA cap binding
Source: RefSeq, a predicted model, not a curated record